Messenger RNA from Hippocampus zosterae (dwarf seahorse), 2582 nucleotides. RefSeq lists its product as uncharacterized. Lineage: Eukaryota; Metazoa; Chordata; Actinopteri; Syngnathiformes; Syngnathidae. The record is from RefSeq and is a predicted model, not a curated record. The transcript is spliced from 4 exons. Gene Ontology annotation, cellular component: membrane. Gene Ontology annotation, biological process: tissue regeneration; cell adhesion. The coding region runs from base 198 to 503 and encodes 101 amino acids.
UUUUACACUUUGAUCUUCCUUCCUAGAGUCAGAGCGGCCCUCUUAGUGUAACCUGAGGAGCUUCUUGGCUUGCUCAUCCUGUCUGUCUCCUUGGCAUUUUUUUCCCUCUCUUUCUCUUCAGUUUCAGGAGUGCUGCCUUUUGUCAUACUUUAGGCAACAACAGCAAGAAGGGGAAGCAACUUAUCUUAAAAGGCAAUAUGGACAGAGAAUAUACACGCAACGGGGAGACCAUCGCUCUCAAUAAACCAAAUGACAUAGAGGUGGUGACAUCGCCGUCAGGCAAAGUGUAUCGGCCCAUCAACAUGAACCACUACGCCACCAAGAAAAGUGCAGCUCAGAGCAUGCUGGACGUGGCCUUAUUGAUGGCCAACUCGUCCCAACUUAAGACAGCUCUUUACGUGGGGCCUCAGUACCGUUUUUACAUCCCCCUUGUCGUCCUACUGUGUCUGUCCAUCACGCUGCAAGUCAUCGUGGGCCUUCUGCUCGUUUUCAUAGGCAAGUAAGAUCUGAACGACGUGCGUAAACACGCCAAGUUGAACAGGAUGAACAAUGUGGCAACUGUUUUGGUUUUCUUCACGGUCCUCAUCAACAUCUUUAUCACGGCGCUGGGCUUUGAGGGACACACUCUCAGGCCAUCACAUCAUAGCAUGAUGGUUGAAGCAGCACCUCAGAAAUCCCUCCAACCAUCUGAACGCAACAUGACUGGCCUUUGAACAAGUACUUUUAAUCUGUGAUCGAAUGCAAAGUUUGCACGUUACACAUCACGUGACAGUUUUUCAAUUUGUACAUAGAGCUUUGGUUUGCCACUCCAAAUGUUGCAUAAUUCAUGAUUUUCUAUCAACAUACUGCCUCUAUGCUUGUGUUACUAUGAAAUGAAAUGACCAUAUAUUUGUCUUAUACUGACAUGUCAGCAUUGUUGUUAUCGCCGAUGUAAAUUGCAAGGGGCCAUCUUUUCAUUGUUAUUGCUGAAUAGCAAAGGAACGACACGUUAGGAUUCAGUACCAGCGCACUGCUUGCAUUGGGAAAGGCCCUCAUUUAUUUGAAAUGAAACGAGAUGACGGAAGCAUUCAGCAGACAUUCAGCAUUCAGCUAGAAUUCAUCACAUUGCACAAACAAAAGUGCCGUAAUAUGACACCUGGCAGACACCUACAUGAAGUGAGCAUGCGGUUCUUAUUUACAGCAAUAACUGCUACAACUACAGUUAUUUAAACAUGUUAAAAAAAGUUUAACCCCGAGUUGAUUAAGACACAAGUCACAAAACCUUGUGCAUAGUUUAGAGAUUUUCUUUCCCAAUCUUCAUUGGGCCAAAGCACAUCUUUUCCAAAAGAAAAAUCUCACACUACACCACUAAAGAUAAGUAUCGCAAAAGGGUUGUAAAUAUCAAAACUGAAAUAUUGAUCUCAUCUUAAUUUAAUAGGCGCAGUGUGAAAGCUGUUCUAAGGACGACAAUGUGCAUAUUACCGCCAUUAAUUAGACCUUCUGCCAUCUUGCUAGAAGAUUAUAUUUUGCUUGUCAUUAUCGCCGGCAUAGAUAAGCAAACAUAAAUUAGUAUUGUUGCAAAUAAUUUUGUAAAAUCAUUGACCGCUCCACAGCGCCCCUGAUGAGAACACAGUGUUGGGAAUCAAGUGUUUACUUUCGAGUUUGUAGUGAAAUACAGUAAGUGAGGAUGUUUGGUUUGACACGAUUUGGACAGCCAUUUACUGUAGAAAUAUAAAGUGUUUUUAGUUAAAAAAAAUUACACAAUCAUAUACAUAAUCAAUACAAAUAGCUUUUAGACCAGACAUACAAAGCCUUAAAAGCAAUGACAACAUUUAAAACAAAGGACUAUAACGGGGGUGGGCAAACUUUUUGGCUGGGGGCCGCAUUGACUUUUAAAAUUUGACAGAAGGGCCAGGUCAGCACAAGCUAUGGUACAUUAAAAAAAACUGCAUUUGUUGACAGUCCAUAUCAAACAUCAAAUGAACAAAAGCAUGAACGUACUGUAUUAAUAUACUUUUUUAAAAGACAACAGUGUUGUUGAUGACCUAUUUUAGCCUGUGCAUUGCUGCAGAUGGGUUGUGAUCAGACCAGUAGAAGUAGAGCGAUACAGAGGUUCAAGGUGGUCGAUAAGAUUCCCCUCCGUGUUCUGCAACUUCAAGUCAAUGCGCUACCUGGCGGUGAAAUGUCUGUCAUUACAAGUCCAAGUAAAAGGAAUGCAAUCAUUCACAUCGAAUCCGAAAGAUUUGAUGCAUUUUUGCAAUGCAAACUUGGGCAUAUGUCAUGUCAUCAAAACAUGCCACACUGACUGACUUCUACCAAAAAAAAAAAAGGACAAAUAACAAAAAAAUAAACAGAGAUGCACCAAUAAAGGAUUACAAAAAGGGGUGUCAAUAUUUAUGCAACUUAAUUUUUUUCCCCCUCGGAAAAAAAUUAGAGUUUAACAGGUCAUAGGUCAAAUUAAUGGCGGAAAAAGAGUUGUUAAAUGGUGUAUCUUGGUCUCAUUUGUCAUAUCACAACAUUUUGAGAUUUGGACAGGGGCCUGUAUCAUUUUUAGACCCACUACAUCUUGAAGGCUCAGUCUGUUAAAGAGCAAGGCCCAGUUU